Messenger RNA from Aspergillus caelatus, 1654 nucleotides. RefSeq lists its product as uncharacterized. Gene Ontology annotation, biological process: sulfate assimilation. Gene Ontology annotation, molecular function: 3'(2'),5'-bisphosphate nucleotidase activity. The transcript has a single exon. The record is from RefSeq and is a predicted model, not a curated record. Lineage: Eukaryota; Fungi; Ascomycota; Eurotiomycetes; Eurotiales; Aspergillaceae. Bases 356 to 1414 code for a protein of 352 amino acids.
CGAGCCUCCUCGGAGGCAUCAUACGUAUUAUUGGAACCCGGGCUUUUUCUAUUGAGUUGAUUUUACCCAAUUGACAACCUAAAGCUGUCAGUUCGACUGGAAUUUUUUGCCUUUCGAGAGUCUGGAUUCAGAAACCGAUCACUAGGUAGACGCUCCCAGAAUAUACCCACCGUUCUGACUCGCUAAGCUUUGAGAUAGAAUUGGCACUCAGUGGUGUCUGAGAUUUGCAUUCACUAUACCCACAGGAUUCUAUUGUUUCUGGGUACAGACUUCGACUGUUUCCGAACUGCUGGACAGUUGAUUCUGGCCUUGACCUACACUUUUGAGGGACUCAUUGUAGUAGAGACUUAGAAUUAUGGAGCCAAUGCACCCGUACACGAAGGAGCUCGAGAUUGCUUGUCUAACGGUGCAAAGAGCUACCCUUUUGACGAAAAAGGUGCUCGACGCGGUCGACAAAGGGGCCUUGGACAAAAGCGACUCGAGCCCUGUGACCAUUGCUGACUUUGCUGCCCAAGCAUUGAUCAUUGGGGCAAUCCAUCGGGCCUUCCCCGACGAUGACAUUGUGGGUGAAGAAGACUCCAAGGCUCUUCGGGGGAACGAGGCCUUGCUUGAGCGUACGUGGGAACUCGUCUCCUCCAUUCAUCUUGACGAUGAGAUGAGUGAAGCGCUCCUUUACUCCCCGAAGAGCAAGGAGGAGAUGCUUGAUUUAAUUGAUUUGGGUGCCCGCGGCAGCUGUAGCCGGGAGAACCGUUCGUGGGUUUUGGACCCGGUGGAUGGCACCGCAACGUUCAUCAAUGGACAGCAGUACGCGGUCUGCCUGGCACUCGUAGAGAACGGGGUCCAAAGGCUCGGCGUCUUGGGGGGACCGAAUCUCAACCUUGAAACGGGCCGCAUGCACGAGGAUAUUGUGGACCGGGAUGGGUUUGGGUAUCAACUCUUCGCCGUUGCCGGUCACGGUGCAUUCAUGCGGAAGAUGGGGACCGGGACCCUCUUGCCGGCUAAUCGCAUUGAUGCCAAGCCUCAGAUUACCGACCCUAAGGAUCUUGACUUCGUGGAUUGCGUGGCGGCCACCUCCUCGAACAUUGUGGCGCAUGAACGCCUUGCGUCCCACCUGGGUGCGCCGUGGCCACACACGACGGAUCUUUGGGCGGCCCAGCUGCGAUAUGUCGCCAUUGCGGUCGGUGGCUGCAAUACAUUGAUCAAGAUCCCACGCAACGCAUCGUAUCGAUCGAAAAUGUGGGAUCAUGCAGGGGGGAUGUUGAUCGUGCAGGAGCUAGGCUGUAUCGUCAGCGACCUUGCCGGCAAUCCGGUGGACUGCGGCCUAGGCAGGACCCUGGCCGGUUGUUAUGGAAUGAUAGUGGCGCCGGCCUCCAUCCACGGACGGCUGGUUGAAGCCGUAAAGCAGAUUAUGUAGAAAGAAUAUUUGAUUCCCUAAGGAGUUUACGUUGGGGCUAUUAUGUUUGCACUUUUCUUAAUUUCUAUUUCUUAUUGCAUCAAGUUACAGUAUGACGGUGUAGAAAAAAUUUUUUAUUGGUUUUGGGACGCGCAGAAAAGUUUGCUAGUACGAGUAUAAAUCACUAGAUGAGGGAGAGAGCAUGACGGGUCAUAUUUAUCACCACAUUUGGAAAGUAGAGAUCGACUGAGGUGGGGUUUU